Molecule: messenger RNA, 572 nt
Organism: Dalotia coriaria
Lineage: Eukaryota; Metazoa; Arthropoda; Insecta; Coleoptera; Staphylinidae
Gene: RpL35A
Product: ribosomal protein L35A
Exons: 3
Coding region: 74-517 (147 amino acids)
Biological process (GO): ribosomal large subunit biogenesis; cytoplasmic translation
Cellular component (GO): ribosome; cytosolic large ribosomal subunit
Molecular function (GO): structural constituent of ribosome
Source: RefSeq, a predicted model, not a curated record
GUGGCGCUGCGAGAGCCACCUGGUAUACCGUACAGCGAACCGUAUUCCUUUUCGUACAAGAAACACAUCCGCGAUGGCUGAUACGAAACCCAAAGCGGAGAAGAAGACGAAAGCCGCAGCGGCUGCACCAGCUGCCGCCGGUGACAAAACCGGUGUGAAGAAGCGCCCAUUCAAGCGGCACGGACGUCUUUACGCUAAAGCCAUCUUCACGGGUUACAAGCGUGGUCUGCGCAACCAACAUGAAAACACUGCCUUGCUGAAGAUUGAAGGCACAGCAAACAAACAAGACAGCUGGUUCUACGUUGGCAAGCGCUGUGUCUAUGUAUACAAGGCCAAGAACAAGACCUGUGUGCCCGGAAAACCCAAAUCUGUGAAAUCCAAAGUGCGCGCGAUUUGGGGCAAAGUCACCAGGCCACAUGGUGUUAGUGGCAAUGUUAGAGCCAAGUUCAAGAAGAACCUUCCUGCUAAGGCUAUGGGACAUCGUAUUCGCAUUAUGUUGUACCCUUCAAGGAUUUAAACUAAGUAACUUUUUAUGAUUGUAAUUAUAAAAAUAUAAGAAAAAUCAUUAAAAA